Messenger RNA from Paramecium sonneborni, 225 nucleotides. The record is from the annotation of a GenBank genome assembly. NCBI's taxonomy places the organism in Eukaryota, Ciliophora, Oligohymenophorea, Peniculida, Parameciidae.
AUGAUUCGAUGUCAUAGUAGAAGUCGUAGUCGAAGUAGAGAGAAGUAAUUAAGACCUUAGGAGAGAUGUUAAGAUAAUUUGUAAUAAAUAAAGAAGGUAUUUAUGGAUGUAAGUAUAAAUGUAAAAUAAAAAUAAGGGUAGACCAAAUACAAAUGCAGAGGAUGUUAAAAGGUAUCGUUAAACAAAUCGAAUAUUUAUAAAAUCAUCUCAUUCUUUUGUUCCUGA